AUGAAUUUGGUCACAUUGCUUAAUCGCACCCUGCGCCUGGGCUUCUGGGGCGGAAGCACCCUCUACCACAUGGCCGCCUGCCUCCUCGUCGGCCUGCUCCUUCUACUCUUCCCGGAGGAGGUCCUGCACUACGUGAUCGAGACGGGCGUGGUCGGCGUUCCCGCCAUCGAGGGAUCAUCGUCGGCGAUGAUGUCGCCCCUCGUGGCCAAUGCCGUGGCGCGCCUCAUGGGCUUCCAGCUCGCCGUGGUGGGCCUCCUUUUCGGCAUGUUCGGCAGCGUGGCCGAUCACAAGGCGCGCACGCGGCUCAACUACUUCGCGAUGGCGUCCUACGUGGGCGGCAUCACCUUCCACGCUCUUCAUCUCUACCUGCGGACCGGCAUCUUGCGUCGCGAGGUCCUCGUCGCCGGCAUCCUCUCCAACACUUUCGGCCUCUGCCUCGUCCUCGUGUGCCUCUACUUCCUCGCCUUCGACCACUUCUCCACAACCCACGCCGCCGCCAAGAAACAGAACAAGUCCUCCUAA
Messenger RNA from Acanthamoeba castellanii str. Neff, 522 nucleotides. RefSeq lists its product as uncharacterized. Lineage: Eukaryota; Discosea; Longamoebia; Acanthamoebidae. The transcript has a single exon. Bases 1 to 522 code for a protein of 173 amino acids. The record is from RefSeq and is a predicted model, not a curated record.